CUUCGCCGCGAGCGGAGCCUCCGCCUCCGACGCCACCGGACUCAGGACAGCCAGGGAGGGCAAGCAGGGUCAUGGCGGUCUCGGCGGGCUGGCGGCGCGUGCUGCUCAUGCUGCUGCUGGUGGGCAUGGUCCGCGCCGGCUACCACUUCAUCCGCCUGGCGCUGCUGGCCGCCAUGGGGCUGGCCGGCAUGUACAUGCUGCACAUGCUCGCCCAGGACUACAACAAGAUCACCAACAGGCCCCGGCCGGCCGUGGCGGCCACGCGCGCCCUGUUCCGGGCCAUCACCAAGCGCGACGUCAGCGCCGUCAGCGACGAGCGAGGGGCGGUGGAGGCGCCGAGUCGGCGCGGCGUCAUGGCGCACUUGCUUCGACAAGUGCUGAUGCAAGACCCGCUGGGCUGCGCGAGGAAGCUGGUGUGCCAGCUGUCGGCGUCGACGAAGGGACUCCGGCCGCACGAGACGGCCAUCCUCAGGCUGGUCCAGCGGAGCGAGGAGGACGACGACGACGAGGCGGCCGCCGAGUUCCGGGCAGCGGAGCAGCUCGGCCAGUCCUCCAAGGACGCCGCCAAGUGCGCGGCACGCUACAGCAAGUGCCUCAUCGAGGCCAGGGCCUUCCUCAAGCUGCUGCAGGCGGCCGGCACCAGGUGAAGCAAGGCGCCGGGCAGAGCGCCGCCAAGGACCGCCUGCCCUAGACCUGCGCUACGUAAAUUCAGCCAAAGUUCCAAUG
Thrips palmi is the source of this 726-nucleotide messenger RNA. RefSeq lists its product as uncharacterized. Lineage: Eukaryota; Metazoa; Arthropoda; Insecta; Thysanoptera; Thripidae. The transcript has 4 exons. Bases 72 to 647 code for a protein of 191 amino acids. The record is from RefSeq and is a predicted model, not a curated record.